Messenger RNA from Nothobranchius furzeri (turquoise killifish), 1965 nucleotides. It is a transcript of the gene ccng1, whose product is annotated as cyclin G1. Gene Ontology annotation, biological process: mitotic cell cycle phase transition; regulation of cyclin-dependent protein serine/threonine kinase activity. The record is from RefSeq and is a predicted model, not a curated record. Gene Ontology annotation, molecular function: cyclin-dependent protein serine/threonine kinase regulator activity. Gene Ontology annotation, cellular component: cytoplasm; nucleus; cyclin-dependent protein kinase holoenzyme complex. Lineage: Eukaryota; Metazoa; Chordata; Actinopteri; Cyprinodontiformes; Nothobranchiidae.
GAGCUCCGUUUUAUUCCUUCUUAUUUACCUAAUCAGUCCUUUUCCCCGUCGCCUUACUCCAAGGGUAGGGGGUGUGCAUAGGCAGAAGUUAACCUAUGCUUAAACCUUGAUUUAGUAACAGUUCAUACUUACACCUUUGUGUUAUUUUACUUCUUUACAUUCGCAUUUUCAACGCGCGUAAGGAUUUUUUCAGGCAAUUUUAUUUAAAUAUAAAAGCAGUAACCUCUCAAGAUGAUUGACACAACACCUGGAGCAAAGCCCUUUGCAGUUCAGCUGAAGGCCCUGAUGGACCUGGAAGGCCGAUACCAACCAAAGCUGAGUGGUCUGAGGCUCAUCGAGAGUGCCCAGGACAACAACCUCAGGAUGACCACCAGGUUGAGAGAACUAGAAGUUAAGGACCUGCUCUCCCUCACCAGGUUUUUUGGUUUCAGCUCAGAGACCUUCUCACUGGCCACCAGCUUGCUAGAUCGGUUCCUCUCUGUGAUGAAGAUUCAACCCAAGCACCUGUCCUGUGUUGGACUGUGCUGCUUUUACAUUGCUGUGAAGUCUUCAGAGGAGGAGAAGAACGUGCCGCUGGCCAGUGAUCUGAUCCGCAUUAGUCAGAAUCGCUUUACGGUGUCCGACAUGAUCAGAAUGGAGAAGAUCAUCAUGGAGAAGCUCUACUGGAAGGUGAAAGCCCCCACAGCGCUGCACUUUGUCCGCCUGCUUCACAGUCACAUCCAGGAGCAGCUCGACACUGAGAGCAGGAAGAUCCUGAGCAUUGAAAGGUUGGAGGCCCAGCUAAAAGCGUGCCACUGCUCGUUUGUCUUCUCUAAAAUUAAACCAUCUCUUUUUGCCAUUGCUCUGCUGUGCUUUGAGGCACAGGAACAACAUGACCCGGAGCACGCAAACAAAGUAUUCGAGGCUCUGAAAAACUUGCAGCAGCAGCUAAAUGUGAAAGACGGUGACCUGGUGUGUGUCCGAGAGCUGGUCGGAAAGUGUCUAGCUGAAUACGCCACCACCAAGUGCUCCAGAACCAUCGGCCAGAGACUCCGCUGGACAAUCUCAGGAAGAACUGCUCGUCAGCUGAAGCACAGCUACUACAAGAUCGCUCAUCUACCCACCAUCCCCGAGUCUGCUAGUUAAACCGGGGGCAGAGGGACGGGUGACGUCACAGUUGUCCUCACUGUAACGGUCACCCAGUAACGCUUUAUUUUCCUUACAGACUUUCAUCAACGAUGAUGCAUUUCUUUAAGGAAAAGCUUUUGUUUCCUAUAAGGUUGAUUAAACACACUAUUUGUCCCUUUUGAGGUGGAUCUGCUGCCACACUGCUGAGUUUAGCUUUUCUGGUUGUGUUGCCUGCACAGGUGUACACUUAUGUACCUGUUUGAAUCUGUACUGAGGUUUUUGGUAUUCCCUGGUAUGGGUUUUUGGUUUUAAGCUUAAAAGUAUUGAACCACCUAGGUCCUCAGUCCACCAUGUGGAAGAGGAGGGAGAAGGAUUUUGAGAACAUCAAAGACGGAACCAAGAAAUCGGGCCCAAGAUCCUUAACUCCCACCCUAGGUUGAUAAGCUGUCCUGAAUUGCACACUCCUACCCAAGGUGAUGAUUUUCUUUUUUUUUUUUUUUUGAUGAGGUGAGGGAGCGCUCCUGGUUUAGACCAUUGAAGUGGAACGAGUGGUGACGCGGUCACUCGUGGCUAACGUUAUGUUCGAACUGAAAUGUUCAACACCUAAGUUGUUUUCACUGAAUCCACAUUCUGUGGACACCAUGUGAUUGAAAUUAGUUUUAGUUCACUAAAAGUUGCCAUUGUCAUGGGAAUGCAGCUUGGAAUUUGUUCAGCAUUUUCUUUCCCAGUUUCCCUGCCUGGGACGUUUUUGCUAGUGACAGUAAUAGUGUUCUAGAGUUCAAAACGGUCAAAGGAAAGCCCCAUCUGACAAACUUGUGCACCUGUACCUUUCAAUAAAAUUUUAUUGAAAAGCUAUAA